Molecule: messenger RNA, 957 nt
Organism: Neohortaea acidophila
Lineage: Eukaryota; Fungi; Ascomycota; Dothideomycetes; Mycosphaerellales; Teratosphaeriaceae
Product: cytochrome c/c1 heme-lyase
Exons: 2
Coding region: 1-957 (318 amino acids)
Biological process (GO): cytochrome c-heme linkage
Cellular component (GO): mitochondrion
Molecular function (GO): holocytochrome-c synthase activity
Source: RefSeq, a predicted model, not a curated record
AUGGGGUGGUUUUGGGCAGAUCCGACGCCUUUCCCUCCCCGCGCCACUGCGUCUCUUCCACGAGGGAGUGCAGAACCGCCGGCUGGCUGUCCUAUGCACAAAGCGUCCUCUUCACCACUCCCCACUCCCCCGAAGGACUCGGCAUGUCCCUACACGCCACCCUCCAGCGACACCCCCGCUUCCUCCGCGCCCUCCUACGUCUCCCGCCUCAACCCUCUAAACUAUAUGCCAUCUCAGCUCUCCAAUGAACGUCAAGCCCCCGAACAAACCGUCUCCCUGCCCCUUGAGCGCGAAAGCUCCUCCAUCCCCCGCGGCGACGGCUCAGGAACGUGGGAAUAUCCGUCGCCUCAGCAAAUGUACAACGCGCUGCUCCGCAAAGGCUACACCGACACGCCUGCCGAGCAUGUCGAGACGAUGGUCGCCGUGCACAAUUUCUUGAACGAGGGCGCAUGGGAGGAGAUCAAAGACUGGGAGAACCGAUUUGCCGGCGGCCUAAGUCGCGGCUGGGAACUAAGUCGGCAUGGUGAGCGCGGUGCUGCGCGACAACUGGCGCUGGAAAGCCUGCGCCGCAGUCGAAGAGGCGAGCCGGAUCCCGCGGAGCCCAAAUUGCUGAAGUUCAUGGGCAGGCCGAGCGAGCUGACGCCCAAGGCGCGCAUGAUGAGUUUCAUGGCUUGGCUGUACCCUUCGAAGUUCCCCGACAACCCGCCCUUCGAUCGCCACGAUUGGUUUGUGCAGCGAAACGGCCCUGGCGGGAAGGAGAGAGAGGUGCGGUAUGUGAUUGAUUACUACUCUGGGCCGCCGGAGCCGACGGGCGAACCGGUAUUUUAUCUGGAUGUGAGGCCGGCCGUUGAUGGGCCGACGGCGGCGUGUGAGCGGAUGAUGCGCUGGACUGGAGAUGUUUGGUACAGGGCUUCGGGAGGUAGUGUGAGAGAGGAAAAAGGAAAGGGGAGAGGGUGA